AUGAGGAGCCUGCCAUUCUCCUGCUGUGGCCAGGUGGUGUAUGGCUUCAGCCGCAGCCUCACAGCCAAUUUUCCUGAGCAAGUAGUAGACAGUCUUCCGGCUGAUAUAUCUACUGGCAUUUAUUAUGGUUGGGCCAGUGUCGGGAGUGGAGCCGUCCAUAAAAUGGUCGUGAGCAUAGGAUGGAACACAUACUACAAGAGUGUGAAAAAGUCCAUGGAAAGCCACAUCAUCCACACCUUCAAAGAGGUCUUCUAUGGGGAAAUUCUCGAUGUGGCCAUUGUUGGCUACCUCAGACCAGAAAACAACUUUGAUUGUUUAGAGUCACUUAUUUCAGCAAUUCAGGGUGACAUUGAAGAAGCAAAAAAGCAACUGGAUUUACCAGAACACUUAAAAUUUCUUUCAAGUUCCUAA
Molecule: messenger RNA, 411 nt
Organism: Myodes glareolus (Bank vole)
Lineage: Eukaryota; Metazoa; Chordata; Mammalia; Rodentia; Cricetidae
Source: RefSeq, a predicted model, not a curated record